AUGUAUUAUCGAUACUUAUCAUAAUAUCGAUAGUGCCAAAAAUCAACCACCUCUCAGCAAGUAAGUCAGCAAUCGGUGCUCGUUGUCGGCUUCUGCAUUCAGUUUGUCAAAAUGAACGACCUAAAUCUGCGCGUGGCCGCUCUAAAGUUAUGCGCGCAUCCCAAGCGUUUUGCCGAGAUGCGCAACGCCCUCGUCCCGUUGCCGCAGAAAUGGGCAAACUCACAAGCCGAAUACGUGCUGAAAUUUGCGACAGCCAGCAACUGUGCCAAACAAAUGUCAAUUGUUAAAGAGGCCUAUGAAGAUCCGCAUGCAUUUGCUUUUCUCGCCGAUGUCCUGUUUGUGUGUCCCCUAAAGCAUCCCGUACGCGGCAUUGUGACCAGACUCUUCUCAAAUGCCGAGUGCGUUAAGCGUUCCACAGCUAGUCACACCAAGGAAAUCCUACUGAGUGCCUUGCGCGGUGCCCUGCGCCAAUUGGCCAUGAGCAUCAGCAAUAGCAGUGUGAACGCUGAUGACAUUAACGAUGUCUUCGUCUCCGUCAGCGCCUGUCUGCACAGUUUCCCAUUUGGACGCGAUGCACUCGCCCAGGAGAUUUACUGUUUCAUACCAUUGGUGCCCAAGGCCUUGCGCCUGUACUGGAUGUCGCUGAGCGACGAAGGCUCACAGCUAUCUCCGACUCGUCGCAACGAAUUUUAUUUAUAUAUACAGAAUCUGUUGCGCUUUCAUGUCAACUUUAUGACCGAAUACAAGUUUGAGCUGGUGACUGAGCGCUGCAAGCAGCUGCAGUUGAUCGAUGAGUUUGCCGAGAGUGCGGCCCGUAAUGUCGAUACGCCUUGGGAUGUGCGCGCCGUGGCUGGCCUAUCCAUUGGCCACAAUGCGCGUCUGUUCAAUGAUUUUGAUAAUUAUAUCACGAAAUGCCAGGAGCUGAAUGACUUUAACGAUCUGCCUAUUAAGGCGGCCUCGCUGCUGAUGCUGCAGAAGAGCGACUAUAGCAUCUGUGCGGCCCAAGCAUUGGACAUAUUGAAGCGAACGUUGGAUCAUGUCAAGAGUUCCAGCAGUGUCACAAAUUUCUUGGUCUACUUGUCCAAGCAUCUAAACACCUAUUCGAAAUCGUUAGGCGGCAUUCGCCUGCACGAUCGAGCCCAGAUCAUGUAUUGCCUGAUAUUGGCCAUAUUGAUGCGUUUCUCCCUGGAGCAUAUCUCGAGCAGCGUCGAAUCAAUACGUCACAUGUGCGCCAAUAUGCUGCAUCAGGUGCUGCAGCACUGCAAAGCGGCCGAUCAAACAAAUAUCAUUGGACAGGUCUAUACGCAGUACGAGCGCCAGCGUAUGCCGCUGCCAUCCGUUUGCCUGAUGCUGCAGCAGAUGGUCGAGGUGAUGGGCGCCAAGUCGGUAAUACAGAAUUGUCCCGGCAUCUUUGAUAAAAUGUUUCCCUCCUACUUAGGGAUGGAGGACAGCGUCAACUCGCUGUUCAAGUGCAUGAUGACCGUUGCCCACAAGGAAGAGACUAGCAAAGAGUGGCAGAGCGUUUGGUGUUCGCUGUUAUUUAAAGCCGCUCAGCCGUGCGACGAACGUUUGGCGGGCAUCGAGCGGCUGAUCAAGGUCGCCGUGCAGCUGGACCCAGAGGUGCUGCCCGAAUUGCUGAAGCAGCGGAACUUAUCGUUCAGCACCAAAUUGGCAGCCAUGCUGACGGCACGCCGUCAUAGCCAGCAUCGUCUGGUCAAAUCGUUGAUGGUUGAUCACAUGGAACAGAUCAGCGCAGCGCUGAUUGGGGUCGAUGAUAAUGCACGGCUGCUGGCACUCUGCUUUGUGGUGGAGACGCCGCGUCUUAGCGAGCCAUAUACGCAGUUCGAGCUGGAUUCUAUCAUCAGCUAUGUGGACCACAAUGCUAACAAUCCCAGCGCCCAUAUGCGACAAAUUGGCCAUGGCCUAAUGCAGAAGGCGGUGAAGCGGCUCGAAUUCAAUCUGGCGCAACAAAUGAAAGAUCAAUCAGCGACCUUGAAUGAUGAUCACAUGUUGAUCGUCUUUUUAAACAAGAUGCUCAACAUGCUGGCCAUGAAUCUGUUUCCCACAGCCAACUAUGGACGUCGCUGGCUAUCGAUGCGCAUAUUGCGCGAUUGCAUCGAUGUCAUGGAACGCCUGGGUAUGCCCUGGCUGGAUCGAAUGCCGCCGCAAACGUUGCCCUUUGUGGAUCACUGUCUGCGCGACAGCUACGAGCACAACAAAGUGCAGGCUGCUGUGCUGAUGACCAAAUUGCAAAAAUGCUCACAUCACAAACCGUUGGACAUCCUGCAGCUGUUGGUGUCGGUGCGUCCGCCCGACUCUGCGACCGGCGCCUAUCAGCUGCAGGUGUACUGCAAGGCAGCCGAGGUGCAGACCCCGCCGCCAGAACAGCCGGACGGCAAGCUGCCCAAGCAUCAUUCGCGCUACUAUGCCGUCCUGCAGAUGUGCCUGCGCGAGUUGCGCUCUGGCGUUGUCCAGGCCCAAAGCGAUAUAACACAGGCGGCCAAAUUGAAUCCUUUGUAUGGCCUGCUCUUUGCCAUUCGCCAUUUGUUGCUGCAGCUCGAGUUCAAGCCGCUGGCCGAGGAAACGCUCUGGCGUGAAUAUGUUGAGCAAUUGUUGAGCCUCUGUGUGACCAUCAGUGAAAUUAUGUUGCCCAUUGUGGGCAGCGAGUCGCCAGAAGGUCUUGUGCCGAAAGCACCAAAGUGCGGCGAAGAUGCGCUUUCGGAACCACAAGAGCCUCAGCCGGAAUUGGAUACGCUGUCCACGGUGCCGCAGUUGGUGUUGCUGUGCGCUUGGCGUAGCAUCAAAGAGAUUUCCCUCAUCAUGGGCGAUUUGGUGCAGCGUGCUCCGCUGCAGCAGGAGCGCAAACACAACUAUUUGCUCAGCCAGGAGCAGGUGGCCAUGAUUGGCGAGCAUUUUCUAUUGCUGCUUGCCGACAUCAAGCAUCGCGGCGCCUUCGAGCAGGCGUACGUGGGCUUCACCAUGCUCUGUCGCCGCUUCUGGCACAGCGAUGAGCCGGCGCUGAAUCAAUUGCCGCCCGUUUGGCUGGACGAGGCGAUGCGCCUGGUCAUUGGCGAUGGCGGCAAGGAGCUGUGCGCGACACGGCGCAGCGCCGGCAUGCCCUACAUGCUGCAGGCGCUAAUUUGCACCGAACUGAAACUGGGCACCCACAACACCUUCAACAGGAGCAUGUCCCUGCUGCUCGACGUGUGCGAGCGUCGUGAUCCCGGCUCAGAGGCUGCCAUUGCACGCAGCCAUGCCAUGAAUAUAAUGCGUGCGCUCUUCCGCUGCAGCGAACUGGCCGAGGUGGUGGGCGAGUUUGUGGGGCGUGGCAUCAAGUGCGCCCUGGAGAGUCUGGUGGCUGUGGAAUGGAACGAGCGCAACAGCGCCACAUUGAUGCUCUCUGCGCUGAUGGUGCGCAUCUUUGGCGUCGAACGGGCCCGCACCGAUACCGGUGAGCUGCACGUGCGCAAUCGCAUGACCGGACGCAUCUUCUUUACACGAUAUCCCCAGCUAUUUGACUACUUUCAUGCCGGCCUCAAGAAAGCCGCCGAGCAUCCGAAGGCAUCGGGUGGCCAAACGGUGCAGCUGGAGGCGACGCUGCAGCUGCUCUGUCGCCUCUAUCCGUCCUCAAUGGAGGGCUCCGAAUCCAGCUUGAAUCUCAGCGAAUUUGUGCCCUUCCUGGAGGAAAUCUCUUGUGUGCACGAUAAUACGACACGAUAUCGCGGCUGCCAAGUCUUGGCCAACUUUGUGAACGCCCCUACGGCCAUCAAGCGCAUGCGCCGCAUUUCAAUGGUCCUCGGCGUGAUCAACUUCAAGCACAAGCGGGUUGGCAGAAUACCCAGAGACUUGAAUAGACUGCAUGGCAGAGUGUUGCAGUUGAUGGAACUAUAUCGAAUCGCACGCUGGCAGGAUGUCCGCUUGGUUAGCACAAUGAUGUACAUGUUAGCGGUGGCUGCUGUGAAGAUCUUUGAUCACGACAUGUUCGUGUUUCGAUCAGUUUUGAAUGUGCUGAUUGCCGCUAUGCAGGAUGCCCAGGAUGCCAAAUACUUUGGGGCACCGCUGCUCAAUGCUCUGCUGCUCGUCUAUGAGCUGGAUCAUGCGGAGGUCUAUAAGCGCAGCAAGGAGUACGCGAUAUCGCCGAAAUUCUUCGUGCUGUUCGGAUUGCAUUUGCAGCGACUGACCCAGAAGCCGGAGAACUUGCUGGAGCCCAUGCUGCAAAUGAUUGUGCGGCCGGAGAAAUUGCCAGCGAUGCUGGAGCAAGUGAAGAUCGAUUUGUGGCUGUACGUGCUCAUCCAUCAGGCGAAUGCCAGCAGUAAGACACGCGGCCUUAUCGAAAGCUACGAGAUUAAGCACUUCGAAUUCGAUCCGGAUGUGAUACUCUAUUUCAAGGCGCUGGUGCCUGCCCAGCGCUUGGCCCUGGGCGCACAGUUGCGCGAAUCGGACGAAGUGCAGCAGCAUGUGAUGAAAAUAGCCGCAGUGGUUAAGUGCGGUGCGGACUGGGCGCCGGGCAUGUCGGGCCGUGUCUACGCCCUGUUGGCCAUGCUGAACCGACUCCAGCUGACCACCAAGCAGCUGCUCGAUCGCGGCGGCUUCGAUGCGGAGCCAGGCGUUGUCAUUUGCAUAACGCGUCACAUCAUGCAGAACGGCAUGCGGCAACAGUAUCAGCCCUAUUGGCUGCCCCUAAUACGCUACACCCUGCACAUUGCCGCUCCCAAAAAGAAGACCUAUCUGCGUUACAGAGCUGCCCAGCUGCUGGAUCGCCUUACCGUGCAUGUGCAGCAGGUGCUGUACUCGGAAGAUGUGAACAUCAUUGGUAACUAUAUACGUCUGGUGCUGCAGCUGCUCGUCGAUGAAUCGGAGCUGGUGCGCAACUAUACGUCGGAAAUGGUGUCCAGCUGCAUGGGCCUCUACUUGGCCGGCGACAGGGCACUGGAGUCUGUCUCAACGGUCAGCCUCCUGCCCAUGGCAGCGGAGAAGUACUUUCUGCAGCACAUGCUCGACGGUCUGCAGCGAUACAAAUCGAAUGGCAGCUUCCUGAUCGGCAUAUUCAAUUUGAUUGUGGAGCCAUUCGUCAGCGUCGAACUGUUGUCCAAUCGCGUCCUCGACGAGGAUCCAGACAAACUGCUAGCUGGCGAAGAUGAGGCGGAAGCCGAAGUCUUCGACAAACAGGAACUAAAUCUGUACUGUGAGGGACUGCGCGUGGUUUCGCAUGUGGCAAAGAGCUUCAAGACCGCAUUCCCAAAUAAUAAGGAGCUGAUCUGUGCGCUCAAUGCCUUGGAGAAGAUGUGUUCAUUCACGGGCUUUGGUGAUCAGCCCAUUCCACCGCGAAUCAUAUCCUAACAGACAUGCCGAGCACGGCAUAAAGAGGCUUUACCGUUAGUACAAACACAAAGAAUGCACUUAAUUCCAAUUGGAGUUUCCAUUUAAGUUAGUAUAAAAUAUUAU
Molecule: messenger RNA, 5445 nt
Organism: Drosophila hydei
Lineage: Eukaryota; Metazoa; Arthropoda; Insecta; Diptera; Drosophilidae
Gene: THADA
Product: thyroid adenoma-associated protein homolog
Exons: 7
Coding region: 112-5340 (1742 amino acids)
Biological process (GO): tRNA methylation
Cellular component (GO): cytosol
Source: RefSeq, a predicted model, not a curated record